AUGACGGGUCGGCGCUGUCCUCCACACCGGCGACUGCCUGGGGCGAGUCCUCCUGCUGCGUUCACCCCACCAGAGGCCCAGGUCGGGCAGGUGCCAGCCCUACUCCGAGCCGCCGCUAAUGUUGUUGCGGCCGCUGCGGGCGGCGGUUCUUCCCAGGCGCCUGUCGUCCCACCCACGCCUCGCCUCACAGCCUCAGGUGCAGCUGGCACCUCACUUGCAGCUUUUGGUGCAGCCUCCGCCGCCUCCGCGGUUUCAUCCGCCGCCGACCCAAGCCUCCUCGUCGCUGCAGCAGCCCUCGUCUGCGUCGGCGCCCCCGUUGCCCUCCCCGUCGAUGGCGCCGUUUGUGUCAUCGGGUCUGGGUUCGGCGCGAGCGCCACACCUGUCGCCGACGUGGGCAUCACUUCUGGCGUCCCCGCUCCUGCCGUCCUCGUUCACGCCGUCCUUGGCGGUUCCCCAGCCUCCGGUGCCGCCGCUGUCUCAGCUUCCUCCCUCGGCGCCGGACCGCAGCGACAUCGUCCUCUCCCUCCGCAUGUGUUGCCCCAGGUGCCGCGGUUUCGCCACCGCUCUCCUUCUCCUGGUCUUCCGGGGGAUGCUCUUGACCCGCCAGAGGGGUGGUGGUUGGAGCGGGAUUCUUGGACAGCCUCUGUUGAGCCUGGGUCUUCGAUGGGUCGGUGGGCUGCAGACACUUCGAUCGUAGCUGAUAUUGUCCGUUGGGAGCGGCGCCUGUUAGAUGUGGGUGAGUGCCUCGCUCUCCUAGCGACCGUGCUUAAUCAGCUGCAUGCUGGGCUGCAGAGCCGGCCCAUUGCCGCGCGUGAUCCCCAGCUCGAUGAGAUGCAGCAAUGUGUAGUUCGUGCUGCUGCCGCCCAGUGCUUGUGGUCCCUCCUGCACCUGCCGCUGAAGAGUGAGUCUCCCGCCGAGAAUGAGGGCCCGGGCGCGACGUGUUUCCGGUGGGUGGCCACGGCAGCUGAAGAAGCGCCCCUUGGGCUCGUGCCUGCGCUCGCGUUAGUGCUCCGGUGGCUGCGUUGGCGGAUUUACCUUCUGAACCUGUUGUAG
This is a messenger RNA of Closterium sp. Naga37s-1, 1053 nucleotides long. The record is from the annotation of a GenBank genome assembly. Lineage: Eukaryota; Viridiplantae; Streptophyta; Zygnematophyceae; Desmidiales; Closteriaceae.